Molecule: messenger RNA, 1446 nt
Organism: Suillus subalutaceus
Lineage: Eukaryota; Fungi; Basidiomycota; Agaricomycetes; Boletales; Suillaceae
Product: armadillo-type protein
Exons: 9
Coding region: 95-1309 (404 amino acids)
Cellular component (GO): cytoplasm; membrane
Molecular function (GO): protein binding
Source: RefSeq, a predicted model, not a curated record
CUCCGAACCAACACUUUGUUGGAUCCUGGUAAACUGCCGCUGAGCCCAAUUUCAUCGUUUGAUCCACGCUCUAGACAUCGCUCGCAGACUGUGGAUGUCUCAGCAAUCAGCAGUUCCAAAGCCUUCACUCCAGGGGGUCCGCACAAAAGUACGCAAAGGCCAAGUCAAAGCACAGGCAAAGCACGAGCCAGCGGUCUUUAGAGACCAACUCUACAAACAUCUUGAAACAGUUCCAGAGAACGAUUUUGAAGGAUUCAGCGCUAAACUUGUACAGGCUGGUGGGACACUCGAGUAUCUCAAAUAUGCCGACGCCUUGUUUGAGAUCCUCCUGGUCGGCGGGCUCAUCCAGCCAGGUGGAUCUUAUCUUGAUGAUGGCGCGCCCAUGUCCCCAUUCUCUAUUUUCAACGCACGCAACCCGCCCGACAUCGAAGAGUUGAAGAAAUAUGUCGAUGUGUUUAACAAAUUGAAUCGAAGGUUUAAAUAUCUUCAGAAACCAUUCGAGGAGCAAAGUCUCCCCACUCUCCUGCAAUACAUCGGCCGAUGGUCAUCCGAGCAGCGCGACAAGCUCGCCAUGACAAUUGGUCUCCUCUUUUCGCAGGGUCUCGCGACCGCAGCUUGUCUGCAGAGUCUAACCAAGGAUCACCUCAUCAAGAACGACUUGUCCAUCAACAUCCUUGCAUCGAUCUUUAGCGCAUACCUCGCCGACCAGUCGAUCGAUCACCUUGCUGCGACCCUCAAACGCGGCAAUAUCAAAGAUCUACUUCUCUUUUUCCCUCCAAACAAGAGAGAUGCUAAGAAGCAAUAUGCGAUUGCAAAAGACGCAAUCAUGAGGGAACUAAAGGAGGUGGUAGAACGCAGCGAUGAUAGUGAAUCAAUCAUAUCCGCAAUCCAGAGUAAACUAGAGGAGCAGCGGCUCCCUGAGGCGGAGCUCAUACAGAGCAUCUGGCAGGGCCUCAUGGCUUCCGUAGACUGGAGUGCACGCCCUGACCAGAUCGAAGGCCUCGCACUACGUGAGGUCGGGAAAUUUGCCCCAGUUCUCGUGGCCUUCUGUAAAGGCCCCAAAACCCAGGUCGCUUUGAUCAAUAUCGUACAGGUCUACUGUUAUGAUGACACACGUGUCAUGAAAGCCUUCCCACAGAUCUUGAAGGUUUUGUACAAUAGGGACUGUGUCUCUGACCAGGCGAUCAUCUACUGGCACCAAAAGGGAUCUAAGCCGCAAGGAAGACAGCACUUCCUGAAGGCCACCGAGGGCCUGGUCAAGUUCCUUCAGGAGCAGGAAGAAAGCGAAGAAGACGAAGACGAAGAAUAACGUAUGAGCCAAUAUGCUCUCCAAUUAGAUGUGUAUUGCCAUGUUACUGUUCAUCUUCUCUCCCUGUAUGUGCGCCGUAGGAUAAUUCGCAUUUGCAAUGUAUGUUUGUUCAGCAUGUGAUACAACUUAAAUCGUAG